Molecule: messenger RNA, 3547 nt
Organism: Cygnus olor (mute swan)
Lineage: Eukaryota; Metazoa; Chordata; Aves; Anseriformes; Anatidae
Gene: PPP3CB
Product: protein phosphatase 3 catalytic subunit beta
Exons: 13
Coding region: 347-1711 (454 amino acids)
Biological process (GO): calcineurin-mediated signaling
Cellular component (GO): cytoplasm; calcineurin complex
Molecular function (GO): calmodulin binding; calmodulin-dependent protein phosphatase activity
Source: RefSeq, a predicted model, not a curated record
CGCCGCGCCGCGGGGAGUUUCGCUACGCUCCCUGCCGGCCGCGCUGGCGGAGCGGGUAGUUUCGCCACGCUCCCGUAGUCCCCUCGUGGGGUGGCGGCGCGGUGCAUGCCGGGCCCGAGGCGGGCUGACUGUGCCCUGGCUGCGCGAGGAGCUGGGAGCCGCGCCUGCCGCCAUGUUCCGCCGGGCUGCCGCCGCCGCCGCCCGGGGCCUCUAGGCGCCCCGAGCCCCGCCGCGCCGCCCCACGCCCCUCUCCCCGCCGGCCCGGGGGCGGAGGAGGUGGACGAAGGCGCCGCCGCACCCAGCAGCAGCAGCUGACGCCGCCAGCGGAGCCCGGCAGCGCCCAGCGAUGUCCGCCAAGGAGGGAAGCAAGGUGCUGCUGCUGCCGCCGCACACCACCAGCGAGCGCGCCGUCAAGGCUGUCCCUUUUCCACCAACGCAUCGCCUGACAUCUGAAGAAGUUUUUGACACAGAUGGAAAACCCAGGGUUGACAUUUUGAAGAACCACUUGAUAAAGGAAGGUCGAGUUGAUGAAGAAAUUGCACUUAGAAUCAUCAAUGAGGGUGCUGCAAUAUUACGGAGGGAAAAAACUAUGAUAGAAGUUGAAGCUCCAAUCACAGUGUGUGGUGAUAUUCAUGGCCAGUUCUUUGAUCUAAUGAAGCUGUUUGAAGUGGGAGGAUCACCUGCUAACACAAGAUACCUCUUCCUCGGUGACUAUGUAGACAGAGGUUAUUUUAGUAUAGAGUGUGUGCUGUACUUAUGGGUCCUGAAAAUUCUCUAUCCAAGCACAUUAUUUCUUUUGAGAGGCAAUCAUGAAUGCAGACACCUAACGGAGUAUUUUACCUUUAAGCAAGAAUGUAAAAUAAAGUACUCAGAAAGAGUCUAUGAUGCUUGUAUGGAAGCUUUUGAUUGUCUCCCCCUUGCUGCUCUUCUAAAUCAACAGUUUCUUUGUGUUCAUGGUGGACUUUCACCAGAAAUUAAUACGCUAGAUGACAUUAGGAGAUUAGAUAGAUUCAAAGAGCCUCCAGCAUUUGGACCAAUGUGUGACUUACUGUGGUCAGAUCCUUCAGAAGAUUUUGGAAAUGAAAGUUCACCAGAGCACUUCAGUCACAAUACAGUCAGAGGAUGCUCAUACUUUUAUAGCUAUCCAGCAGUUUGUGAAUUUUUGCAAAAUAAUAAUUUGUUGUCAAUCAUUAGAGCACAUGAAGCACAAGAUGCAGGUUAUAGAAUGUACAGGAAAAGUCAAACUACAGGGUUCCCAUCAUUAAUAACAAUUUUUUCAGCACCUAAUUACCUUGAUGUCUACAAUAAUAAAGCUGCUGUAUUAAAAUAUGAAAACAAUGUGAUGAAUAUUCGUCAGUUCAAUUGUUCUCCUCAUCCUUACUGGCUACCAAAUUUUAUGGAUGUUUUUACAUGGUCCUUGCCAUUUGUUGGAGAAAAAGUUACAGAAAUGUUGGUGAAUGUUUUGAGCAUUUGUUCUGAUGAUGAACUGAUGACAGAGGGAGAAGAUCAAUUUGACGUAGGUACAGCUGCUGCACGGAAAGAAAUAAUCAGAAACAAAAUUCGUGCAAUUGGCAAGAUGGCAAGAGUCUUCUCUGUUCUCAGGGAGGAGAGUGAAAGUGUGCUGACACUCAAGGGUUUGACUCCCACUGGAAUGUUACCUAGUGGAGUGUUGGCUGGAGGACGACAGACCCUGCAAAGUGAUGUGUUCUGAUUGGAAACUAUUCUCAAAGUUUGUGUGCAGAAGAUCAAGUCAAAAAAUGGUAAGUUUUUUUUAUGAAACAACCUCCAUACUAGUGAGCUGUACAGUCUAUGUGUGAUGUUGUGAUAGAGCAGACCAAACGCAUGCUACUGAAGUACAACUGAGAUUUUACAUGGCAAACAAUAUGAUGGUACCUUCCUCCUUGUAAGCACUAAUGAAAACGUCUCAGUCUCACAAGACAGUAUAUCCAUGAUUUGAUACUCAGAUCUUAGUUCCCAUUACGAUUCUGACUAGCUGGAAUUGUGUGCACAGAGAAAAUACAAAUUCAGUCCUUGUGUGGAAGGAGCUCGCGGUAAUUGGAGAGAACAGCUUCUUGUCCAGCAGUCAGUGCUCUGAUUCCCCAACAGUAAUCAGUUGUAUGGGUAGUUUUUACCAGGUAUGAAGGCAGAGGUACAGUAAAGGAAACUUUCUGGGCAAUUUUUAUCAGUCUCUUCUCUCGUGCUGUGUACUUUCGUGUUGCCCUUUAAGCAAGCCCUCAGGUGACAGGAUUGUGUCUGUGGGCCUUCUCUGUUUAGGAAGUAAGUACUCAUUUUUUGCUGCUGUGUUUCUGAAAGGUGGAGCCUGCAGCUGUCUCUAAUUCUUUUAUUGUUGACGAGAAAAAAAAAUGUAUCCUCCCUUCCAGAAAACUGUAAGUAGUUUUGCUUUGUUUUCUGCUUUCAGUGUUUUAAGUGGGGGGAGGCUCUGUGUGUCAUUAGUCUAUUCUUGGGUUAGGAGGGGAGAAUGCUAGGAAAAUAAAUUUGUGAACCGAAGGAUGCAAGUAGCAAAGCAUGGAUGGUUCCUGGCUCAUGCCAGAGCAGUCACUGCUUUCUUCUGCUCCACUGCAUGGGGCUCAGUGGGCAACCCCAGACGGCUGAGAGUCCUGGCUACAUCCUGCCCUGAGCUGCUGGUUCUCAACAGCACCUGUAGUGCUGCGACCUGCAAUGAGGAUUCAGAGAUGGCUGGGGAUUGGGGGGAGGUGUUCCAGCUGCUCUGAGAAAUCUAAAUGCAUUUUAGUGAAACUGAAAAGCGGGCCUGAAAAUACAGAAUGUGUUUGAGUGUGGUGUUCUGGGGUCAUGCCAAAACAGGACUUCGUGCUGUCGGGAAGCUUGCUGCCACCUGGUGAGCCAAACAGGGAAGAUCAGCCUAAUUUACAUACUCUCCUUACAUUUAGUUAAAUGGUGAAUAUAAUAACCUCACCAUCUGAAAUUACUUAGUGUUAAAUAAUAGUUUUCCUUUCAAAGCUAAUUAAAUUCCAAAUUGUGAAAUUGAAAAACUUAAUUGUGAAGAAGAUUGGCCUUUUUAGCAAAAAGACAAGUGAUUGGGAUCGGGGAUACUUUUUUCUUUGAGGUAGAAUCCUGGUUUGAGUCUGAACAGUUUUUAAGAGACAUAGUCUCAUAAAUGGCUUUCUUUUUUCUAAUGUUUAAUCUUGAAACACCAUUAUAUUAGUUAUAUGUAAAAAUCAGGCUCUUUCAGAGGCAGGAUAGAUAGUAUUCGUCAUAGUAUUGUUCAUUCUUUUCUUGCCAUCGCUUCAUUCAAUUUUUAUUACCCAUUUAAUAAUUCUUAAUUAGUAGCAUGUAAGAAAAAUAACUUUUUGCCAUAAAACACGUGAAUGGCAUUAGGACAUAGAAGUCUCUUCAUCUGUUCGUUUUCUUGUAGUAACAGGAUGUAUGACCCAGAUUUAAUCAACAUUCUGCUUUGCAUGACAAAUAAAUUCGUGGGGAUAUUUGAGUUGCAUGAAAAGAUGCAGGUGCAUUAAAUAUGCUUUAAUUAUUAAAUGCAAAGUUUCUUCACAUGUAAGGAAGUUUGCUC